CCGCGGUAGAGCUUAGCAAGUGAAAAUAAUGAAUUUUUGUUAAAAACCAUGUUGAAGCCUUGAUUAAUUGAAGAAAUACCUGCUACUUAUAUAUGGAUUAGAAGGAAUAUUUUACCGAUAGAAAACUACAUUUCACAAUAUGGGAACAUUGAACCAGGAAGAAACUAAUGCCCCAAAAACUGAAAGUUUCAUUAAUAUCAAUCAGAAAAUUAUACUACCUGCGAAUUACAAAAAAUUUAGUACCAUAAAAUUGAAGAUCAAACCAGCAAAAGUGAUCUUCGUGAGUAAAGACAGUAAUCCACACGAUAUUCAAAAUAUUCCUUCGAGAUCUUCGAGAGAAACCGAAGGAGAAGAAUAUAGUAAAAGCCUAUCUCUUAGAAAUUGCAACAGAAAUUUGAGGUUGAACCCAUCCCAUUUAUUCAGUUCAACAGAAUAUCUUUCAUUCAUUAACGAGGAAUUAAAACGAAAUCCGACAAAUUUUCGAAUAAAUCAGAAACUAAACAAACUUCAUGGUGGAUCGGACUAUAAGACGAUAAAAAAGGAAUCUGAUAUAAUAGACACAGAAUUCAACGAAGAUUCCGAAAUCAUUAAAGAAUUAGUUUUGAGUAAAUUCAAGGAUCUUCUCCAGAAAUUCAUAGAGAAAUCUAAUAGGAGAAGAAUGUUUUCGAUGGACCAAGAAGAGAACCUGGACAGAUGGCCAGAUUGUGUGCAUUUUACUGAUAUAUAUCCUGAUGUAGAAGAUAGUAUCCAAUGCAAUGCAAAUGUUACUUUACUGGAUGCGAAAAAUCUCAAUAGUGAGAUUUCAAAAGAACAGCCACAAAAGAACCAAGCGGAACACCAAUUCAUAAAAACCUAUGGACAGGAAAAUGAAGUACUUCAAGACCAAGAGGAAAUUUUGCAUCCUCACCUCACCGAUAUUCUUUCCCAGAAAACAUAUACUUCAAGUUGCGUCCAUAUAUCUGAACCAAUGGAGACCGUUCAGUCUUUGCAGUUUAUAGAAAGAAGGGCAGAAACCAUCGACAGCCAAUCUAUUCAUACAGAUCCUAUGGAAGAAGACUUCAUCACCGAAGAAAAAAAGGAUUUAACAAAAAAUUUGGAAGACGAAAUAAAUGAACAAACUUGUGCCAUUCUUCAAGUAUUGAAGGUUCUGUCUUUGUGUGAAAGAAACAAGAAGCUUUCAGAUAGUAUACUCAGAGUUGAGGCAGAACGUGUGUUAUUGAUAGCAAGCUUACGUCGAGAUAUAUUGACUGAGGAACUAUCUAAAUCUUUCAAUGAAAAUGAAGAAGAUUGGAAUGGAUUUGUGCUGUUAUCAAACCUAAGAAUUCCUUUGAAUCAAAUUAAUGAGAACAAAAUGAAACACACAAGGUUUUUCCUUUGUGUUUUCCGUUGUGGAUGUACAGUAUUUGCCAGUGAAUUGUUGAUGCUCAAUAGUAAUAUGGAGCUUGAAAUAGAAGAUCCAAUUUGUUUCGAUGAACUUCCUAUAGAUUUCGAAAUAAGUGUGGAAAUUUACACUAUGCAUUUAACAAUUAGAAAGGAGUCGAAAGGAAUGAAAAUUUUGAAGAAAUACAGAAAUUUCUUUUUCGGGCCGAGAACAAGACCCAUUUCUGCAUCUGAGGAACCAACUAAAAGAUCAGCCUUUACCUUGAUUGGAACUACAGUGAUAACCAAAUCUCAGUUACAAUUGCGAGAAUUCUCGAUAGAAAACAAAAGUACACAUAAUUUCUCUUUGGAGGAAAUGAAAUGUACCAUUGGCAGUGGAGUGAAAUUAGAUAUAUUCUUAUCUGGAUUUUUGAUGGUUUGUGAAAGUUGUGGUGGGAAAACAAGAUGGCGACGGCAAUGGUGCAUUUUAGAUGCUUCUGAAUUGAAAUUCUGGGAUUAUCCAGGAAAGGAAGACAGUAUAGCUCCCAAUAGAAUAAUUGAUCUUUCCAGAUGUUUGCUACCCUACAUCAUGCUUGCCGAUAAAAAAUUCUGUUCACGACCCAGAUCACUUCAUCUAAAGAUUGGACCUGAUUCUGCUCAUGAAGAAUUUUAUCACAAAGAUAUAUUCCUCGCUGCAGAUAAUCCAAGGGAUUUUUUGCUCUGGGAAAAGGAACUCAAUCGAGUUUUGAAGAAUUUGAUCCACUGGGGCUGCAUGAAGACAUACUUCGAGAAUAGUUUAUGAACACCUCAGUAUAUUCAUCACUUUCAUUAUUGUAAAAUGUGUGAAAUUCAAACUUAGUUAUUUU
Molecule: messenger RNA, 2225 nt
Organism: Harmonia axyridis
Lineage: Eukaryota; Metazoa; Arthropoda; Insecta; Coleoptera; Coccinellidae
Product: anillin-like
Exons: 6
Coding region: 140-2161 (673 amino acids)
Biological process (GO): actomyosin contractile ring assembly; septin ring organization; mitotic cytokinesis
Cellular component (GO): actomyosin contractile ring
Source: RefSeq, a predicted model, not a curated record